AUGAAUGAUGCAUCCGCACUCGCCGCCGCCGCGACGGCGAUGACCUCGCGCGAGCGCGCGCUCGUCGCUCGAUUGCCCGAACCGCUGCGAUCGAUGUCCGUGAGCGACGUCGCGCGCGUCGCCGUGGAGGCGUACGGCCUCGGCGCGGGCGAGGGGACGUGGACGACGGGGCGAUGGAUGGGCGACGGGGCGACGGAUGCGGACGACGCGCUCGAGCGUCUGUGCGCGCGCGCGUCGACGUGCGCGCGGUGCGGGCGAGUCGUGCUCGAGGAAGCGAUGGCGGCGCACGCGAAGCGCGGGUGCGGAAGGGUAGAGAGGACGGAUGAAGGGGGUGGGAAGCGAGGACGGGCGGACGACGCGCGCGGGACGGAGGCGUCGACGCGCGCGGCGUCGACGCGUGAAGGGGAGGAAAGGACGCGGGAGAGGCGAGCGCGGGGGGACGAGGGCGCGCGUGAAUGUGCGUGGGCGGUUGCGCCGAUGGUUUCUGGGAAGGAAAAGGACACGAAGCGGGUGCGGUGGGCGCUCACGAUUGGCGCGAUGUUUCGCGCGAAGGCGUUCGAGAGCCCGCGAGACGCGUUCCGGUAA
This is a messenger RNA of Ostreococcus tauri, 585 nucleotides long. Its product is annotated as unnamed product. The transcript has a single exon. The coding region runs from base 1 to 585 and encodes 194 amino acids. NCBI's taxonomy places the organism in Eukaryota, Viridiplantae, Chlorophyta, Mamiellophyceae, Mamiellales, Bathycoccaceae. The record is from RefSeq and is a predicted model, not a curated record.